CUAUAAGGAAGUGAUACGUUACCAAUAAUAGGAAGUAGAUGCUGUAUCUCUGUUAAAGACGUACUCGAACAGACACGUCGACCGUUCAGAGCAACAAGAUGGUUGAAUUCAAAUGGAUUAAAAUAUCUUUAUUUCUGAUUGUGCUGCUUCAGUUUAGAGCAGUAACAGGACAAGAUUCCUACAUCAUUGUCAGAGAUGGAGAUAGUGUCACGUUGCCUUGUAAAAAUGCCAUAAAAGGUCAGGACAGAUGUGGCAGCACUACCUGGAUAUACAGUAGAUUAGAAAGUUCACCAGCAGUAGAGCUUAUUAACCUUGGAAAUAUUACUAACGAUGCCAAAACUAAAUCAGACAGACUGAGUCUUACAGUUACAGACUGUUCUCUGGUUAUAAAGAAUGUCACAGUUGAGGAUGCUGGUCAGUACACCUGCAGACAGUACGACAGAUCAGGAAAAAACAAACAAGGUCAAGACACUCAGGUUUUUCUGUCUGUUAUUAACAUUAAUGGACAUCAGGAUGCUGAUGAUACAGUGACAUUAACCUGCUCUGUGUUGAAAUAUGAUUAUUGUCAAGACACAGUGGAGUGGCUGUAUGAGGGUAUUACAGAUAAACUGGUGGAAACAAAAGGUUUCUGUAAAGCCGAAGUGACAUUUAAGACUUCCAAGGUUGAUAAGAAGUUAUUUAAGUGUAAAGUGACUGAAAGUAACGGCGAGACACGGCUGUGUAACUUCACCCCUCGGACCGCAUGUGAGAAACAGGGCAAAUCAACGGAAAUAGAAACCACGACAAGAGUGGACAACAACAACAAAAACACGUCUGCAAACAACGAUGAUGAUGAUGCAGUAAAACUACCUGUUCAUGCAGAUUGUUCUGCUCUGAUCUACAUAAUGUUGGUGAUGCGUGUGGCUGAACUCGUCCUCAUCACUGUUGUUACUGUUCUUCUCUUCAGAGCUCGAGCAGGGAACCAGAGACCACCUGAUGACCACACUGUUUCUUACUCAGUAAGAAGCAGAACAGCGAGGCGUUCAGGUCCAGCAGCCAAUCAGAUGGAUCAUGGUGAAGAUGACGAUGUUAACUAUGAAAACUUCGGAGAAAAUUCAGCAUCUGUCUGACUCCACAACUAAAAACAAACAGCUUCCACGCCGACAUCACCUAACUAAAAGAAAAACAAAAUGUAAUUAAAGAUUAUUUAAUUACAAAGUUAAUUAUCUGGAAUCAUAACAUCAUUUUGAGUCUUUUUUUAGGUGUUGAAACGCUUAAAAUUAGCUUCCAGCUUAACAAUUUAGAGUCCAUUUCAAGAUUUGACUCAUUGCUUUUGUAGUUGUAGCUUUGCCUGAGUUUCUUAUUUUUAUUUUAUCUCUUUGCAAACC
Molecule: messenger RNA, 1367 nt
Organism: Scomber scombrus (Atlantic mackerel)
Lineage: Eukaryota; Metazoa; Chordata; Actinopteri; Scombriformes; Scombridae
Exons: 8
Coding region: 99-1109 (336 amino acids)
Biological process (GO): T cell activation; interleukin-15-mediated signaling pathway; positive regulation of ERK1 and ERK2 cascade
Cellular component (GO): external side of plasma membrane; membrane raft
Molecular function (GO): protein tyrosine kinase binding; MHC class II protein binding
Source: RefSeq, a predicted model, not a curated record